This is a messenger RNA of Phycomyces blakesleeanus NRRL 1555(-), 1014 nucleotides long. RefSeq lists its product as hypothetical. The annotation marks the transcript as partial. Gene Ontology annotation, biological process: protein import into peroxisome matrix. Gene Ontology annotation, molecular function: zinc ion binding. The record is from RefSeq and is a predicted model, not a curated record. The transcript has 6 exons. Gene Ontology annotation, cellular component: peroxisomal membrane. NCBI's taxonomy places the organism in Eukaryota, Fungi, Mucoromycota, Mucoromycetes, Mucorales, Phycomycetaceae.
GAAUGGCAGUUGGACUGGAAGAACAUCCAGCCUGCUCUUUCGAGUGUCCGGAGGUCAAUGGCAUCCCUCCAGACAUCCUCACUUAAGGUCAUGCGUGUGAGCCAACUAGAUUCCGAUAUUCUCGAUAGUGAACUUUUUACGAUCUUAAAAGAACAGCUCUGGAAUGCUCUCUCACUCUUCAACCCUGCCUUUAAAGAGUCCAUCGAACCUGAACUCCUUGCACUUUUGAAUCUUGCUCUAUUCAAACUGUCCAUCUAUGAUACAUCAGCUACAUAUGGUGCUCAAUUACAAAAUCUUAAAUACCGCAAUGAAUGGAAGCAUGGUGGACCAUUAGAAUCUAUUGCUAAGGACGCUCCUUUGACAAAGACACAAAAAAUUAUAUAUGGUGUACUAAGUGUAGGAGGACAAUACGCUUGGACCCGGACCAGCCGAUUGGUGACUUCCAGAGGCUGGGGUGAACUUGAUGAAUCGGAUAUCCGUAACAAGAUUUACCGUGUACUGCAAGCAGGAGAAAAGUAUUGGAAGGCGCUCUCUCUUGUUAACUUCCUCGUAUUCUUGUAUAGUGGAAAGUACAGAACUCUGCUUGAUCGGAUCUUAGGCAUGCGACUCGUAUACUCAAAGAAAUCUAUGAAUCGCCAGGUCAGCUUCGAGUUUUUGAACAGGCAAAUGGUCUGGCAUGCAUUUACAGAAUUCUUACUAUUCUUGGUACCUUUAAUUAAUAUUGAAAAAUUGAAACUGAGAGUUACGCGGAUGUUGUUUCCGAAAUCAUAUAUGGUGUCCUCCAAGGGAUACGAUAGACUCCCAGUAAACCAGUGCGCAAUUUGUCAUGAUAAUUCUUCGGCAGAUACUCAUACAGGUGCAAUUGGACAAGCACAGGAUUACACUGUUCAUAAUCCCUACAAAACCAACUGUGGACACAUCUACUGUUAUUACUGUAUUCAAACCAAAGUAUCUGUUUUUGGCGGGGAAUGGCCAUGCUUGAGAUGCGGUGAAAAAGUAGAGGAUAUAGACAAA